This is a messenger RNA of Sardina pilchardus (European sardine), 782 nucleotides long. Its product is annotated as cell surface glycoprotein 1-like. Lineage: Eukaryota; Metazoa; Chordata; Actinopteri; Clupeiformes; Clupeidae. The transcript has 7 exons. The coding region runs from base 1 to 744 and encodes 247 amino acids. The record is from RefSeq and is a predicted model, not a curated record.
AUGCAUCUGCCACCAACACAAAACAACACCGAGAUCAUAAAAAGCAUGAUGGUGGCGUACGCUUUCAUCAUCAAAUCAGAUGAUGUACCCCAGCCCACACCCCCAGACCAGCCCACACCCCCAGACCAGGACUUUCCUCAACACCUGAACCUCCCCCAAGACCAGCCCACCCCCCCAGACCAGCACCUUCCUCAACACCUGAACCUCCCCCAAGACCAGCCCACCCCCCCAGACCAGCACCUUCCUCAACACCUGCACCUCCCCCAAGACCAGCCCACCCCCCCAGACCAGGACUUUCCUCAACACCUGAACCUCCCCCAAGACCAGCCCACCCCCCCAGACCAGCACCUUCCUCAAGACCAGACCACCCCCCCAGACCAGGAAAUUAUAACCCUAACCCUUUUCCCCAUAGACCCGCAGCCUCUACCACUCACAAAAACACAAACCUCACUAUCCACCCCAGGCCCACCAUCCACCCCAGGCCAAUCCAUCCAACCUCGACAAAGGAAAAGACGAACCGCAGGCACAAGUGCCACUCAAUCUGCCCCACCCUCCACCCUUGGCAAAAAGAAGAAAUCAAAAAGUUGCAAAUGCAGUCGACAGACCAUUUAUCCAUAUGACCAAAUAUUGGAAAGACGGAUGAAUGAGGGGAAGGCAGCAGAGGUCAAAGUGCGCUGGCUCCCUUGCUCUUCCUGUGGAAGAGUCUGGGAGGACACCUGGGAGCCGGCCAGCCUAUUUGUCUGAUGACCUUCACCUCUCUGCUAUUUGUUUUGUAUAUUUGU